UCUUCAGAUCACGCAUGUCCGGGCUUACCCGAGUACUCUCCCGAUUCUCAUCUAGACGGCUCGCAACAUCAACGCAAGAUCCACAUGCGAUAUGGAAAGAGAUUAAUCGUCUUGCUAGUGAAGGAAAAUGGGACAAUCUGAACAAUCAGCCAAAAAUGUUCAUGUUUGGCAAAGCGAAAAGGGAGGCUUAUGCUGCCUAUAAUGCGAUCAAUACUAAGUCGGACAUCUGGUCUUCAUCUCCAUACGGUCAGAUUGGGAAAGGUCUUUUCCGUGUUGCUGCAUUUGUAUUGACUGUGCAGGUGUGUGUUUGGAUAUAUGAGUUUGCUGUGCCGGAGGAACAUCGAUUGCACUAUAAAUAUCGAUCAAAACAUGGACAUGGGCAUGAAGAACAGCCACACCAUUAGGAAAAUGGCGAUCUGUAGUAAAUAGUUCACGAGUUGUAAAUUUUCUAGAUUACUAUGAAGCAAACUUCUAUUUCGCGAGUGUUUACAGCAUUGCUGGAUCUAUCAGUUGCUCUUGUUCCAUGUCAGGGUGUUCGCUUACUAACGAAAGUACGCAUCGCCUACUUUCGCUAGUAAGCGAAAGGUGCGUUUUCCAAAACCUUAAAAAUUGAAUUUGGACGAGUCGGACAGUUCCCUCCAAGGCUGAGAGGCAGAG
Messenger RNA from Cylicocyclus nassatus, 657 nucleotides. Lineage: Eukaryota; Metazoa; Nematoda; Chromadorea; Rhabditida; Strongylidae. The record is from the annotation of a GenBank genome assembly.